Messenger RNA from Staurois parvus, 354 nucleotides. Lineage: Eukaryota; Metazoa; Chordata; Amphibia; Anura; Ranidae. The record is from the annotation of a GenBank genome assembly.
UCCCUCGGACACAGCAGAUCACCGAUCCACGGAAAGAGCCGAAGAUGUCGGCUCGGUCAUGUGAUCAGCUGUGGCACUGAUGAUCAGUGUACCCUGAUGAUCAAUGUGGCCCCAGAAGUGCCACCUGUCAGUGUCCAUCAGUGCCAGCUGUCAGUGCUGAACAGUGCCAUGUGCCAGUGCCCAUCAGUGCCACAUAUCAGUGCUUACCAGUGCACAUCAAUGCCACAUAGUGCCCAUCUGAGCUGCCUUUCAGUGUCACCCAUCGGUGCCAGUCAGUGCCACCUAUCAGUACCUAUCAGUGUCAGUCAGUGCCGCCUAUCCUAUCAGUGCCGCCUAUCAGUGCCCAUCAGUGAU